Podospora anserina S mat+ is the source of this 657-nucleotide messenger RNA. RefSeq lists its product as uncharacterized. The annotation marks the transcript as partial. Gene Ontology annotation, molecular function: hydrolase activity. The transcript has a single exon. The record is from RefSeq and is a predicted model, not a curated record. Lineage: Eukaryota; Fungi; Ascomycota; Sordariomycetes; Sordariales; Podosporaceae.
CCCCGCACCAAACCCCGGUCCCAAUCCGCCUUCCUCCUCCUCACCGACGUCUUCGGCCUCAACCUCCUCCAAAACAAGCUGCUAGCCGACUCCUUCGCCCGGGCAGGCUACCUCACCCUCGUCCCAGACCUUUUUGCUGGCUCCCCCGCCCCGUCGGACAUCAACGACCCCGCCUCCGCCAACUUUUCCAUCCCGGCGUUUUUAGCAGCUCACCAACCCCCCGUCACAGACCCUAUCAUCGCCUCCGCCAUCUCCCACCUCCGCGGCAGCCUCAACAUCUCGAGUAUCGCCGCGGCGGGCUACUGCUUUGGGGGGCGGUACGCACUCAGGGUUGUCAACCCUUCCCCAGGGGGGGCAGACGUAGCCUUUGCCGCGCACCCGAGUCUGCUGACUGAUGAGGAGAUCAGCGGGGUGGAAAAGCCGGUCAGUGUCGCGGCGGCGGAUAGGGAUGAGCUGCUUACUGCGGCGAGGAGGGCGGAGGUGGAGGGGUUGCUUCUGGGGGCCGGGGGGAGGUAUCAGGUUGGUGUUUAUGGGGGGACGCCGCAUGGGUUUGCGGUGAGGGCGAACUAUAGUGUGGAGAGUGAGAGGUUUGGGAAGGAGGGGGCGUUUUUGCAGGCGGUGGGGUGGUUUGAUGAGUUUUUGGUAGGGAGGGGGUGA